Messenger RNA from Penicillium brevicompactum, 825 nucleotides. RefSeq lists its product as uncharacterized. The record is from RefSeq and is a predicted model, not a curated record. Lineage: Eukaryota; Fungi; Ascomycota; Eurotiomycetes; Eurotiales; Aspergillaceae. The transcript has a single exon. The coding region runs from base 1 to 825 and encodes 274 amino acids.
AUGGAUGUAAGCGGCUGCAUAUGUCCAUCUAGCUUCCCAUCUCCAUCAAACAAUCUGAUCUGCAACGGAAACUCAAUCAAUUGUCCUAUUACCUGCAACCAAUCCCCGCCAUCCCCGAUAGUUCCCCGAGCACAGCUAUCCCAAUGCUAUUCCGGCUGUGUGAAUGCAAACUCCGAGUGCAACGGAUGCUACAUCUGGUUCUCCUCCCUAUGUCGCUGUCUCCGGGCUUUCCAAGCCGGAUCUCAAACCGAUUGCAUCGCCAGCCCAGUCAUCGGCCCAGGUCCACCCCAGCCUCACCAGUCUCCAUCGUGGGUGGUCCUUGCAUCUGGUGACUUGAUCACGACAACGCAAUUGAUACCGGGAAUCUUGCAGUUGAGCACUGCCGACGAUAUCGAUGGCGGAUUCCGGUUGGGACAGGAUACCAUCAAUAGCCAACAGGCGAGGGAUUCAUUGGCGCUUGCUAUGAAUAGUGUUUCCACUCGAUCCGAAGAGCAGAUCCAUAUUCAUCUGUGUGAUAGCACGAAGACUGGUAUUCGGGGUAUUCUUGACGGCCUGGACCGCAGCAAGUAUAGGACCUCACAGCCUGUCGAUCUUUCGAGUCUUCAUAAGCCAAACUCGGCUAUGAAUUGUCGGGUUUCGCCCAAUUCCGGGGCUGAUAUCAAUAUGGGUCGGGAUGCUGUUGACUGGCUAAAACAAUACCAGGGUUCAUCGAACUGUAAUCAGUAUGAUGUUGGUGCUGGGGUCAUCACUGACAGCAGUGACUAUUCUUGGGCUUGCGUGGUUACUGGCCACAGAGCUGCUGAGAGUUUGUUCUGUCCGACCUGA